AUGGUUAAAGUAAACCCAACGGUAGAUGUGAAUGAAGUUGAGUUAAAUAGGAAGUUAAGACAUGCCUGUCCUCGCAUCAAGAGAUGGAAGUCCCGUAUAGACGAUGCCGAGGGAGACGUACACCGCAUGAGGGAACAGGCCAUCAAUAAAUCGCCCGUUUAUGUGGCCAUUCAGAGGGGCUCUAAGAAUAUUCAGAUCAGAACUCGUACUAAAACAAAGUGGUGGAGGAAAUGGAUCCAAGAGGGCAAGAAGUAUGGCUUUGAUGACUCAAUUUCGACACCAAUUCAUAUCUCUUCAGACGCCUAUAAAAUCCAGAGACAGGUGUCGUUCGCCGCAAAAUCUCCGCAAACGUCUCCGAGACGAUCACUUCCUGUGUCACCCGUGAAGACAGGCAUUCACUCACCGGUCAAAGUGUCGGUCCUUAAGACCGAACAGUACGUGCGCUCACCGAAGAAGGAAUAUCAGGCAAAGUGUGUGCCAUUGCUUACACUGACUCCCGUCCCACUGAAUCAGGUGCUCAAGAAGAAGGCCAAAAUCAUUGGCCACGUGAGCACUAUUGGCAAAGGCCGGUGGGUUGAACAGGACAGGGAGAUGCUGACAGUGCCCGGCAAACAAGUGUUUCAAUAUGACAGCGCCUCUGAUACUGAAUGCGCUUCCGAUGACGAGAUCCAGAAACGGGAGAAAAGAGGCGGAGAGAUACUCAACAAAAUGAUAAAUCCUCCCAGUCCUACGGAAACCCUAAAACGUAUGGCUUCAGCAAAACGUCGCGAAACGCCUCCCUCUCCAAAGUCACCGAAGAAGGCGUCGCCAAAGACUUCGCCGAAGAAAGAAGUCAUUGAAGUCAGCGAAGAGGAGUCCGAAUCGGAUUCUUAUCUCUCGCCCACAAGCAAACGGAUCCGAUCCAAGAUUAGGGCCGCCGGACAGACAUCUCUACUAUUCUCUCCCAAUAGGAAGUCGGCGCCAAAACACGACGUCUUAGUCGAGGAAAGUGAAGAGGAUAAAACAGAAGACGAGAACUAUUCCCGAGUGAAAAGUGCGGCCAUUAAGAAGAUAAGAGCUACUGGUCAAGUGAGGGCAGCCCUCUCACCUGCCAAAAGUCCCCCAAAAAGUCCGCAUAAAAGUCCAGAUAAGAGUCCAGAGAAAAGUCCAGAAAAAAGUCCGGAGAGAGUGUCACAGAAAUCAGGAAAAACGAGUCCAACCACACCGGCGGACAUGAAGAAGAAGAUCCGAGCGAUUGGCAAAACCACAGCCGCUUUGUCUCCCAGAAGGGGCACUAAUGAAGGCUUUACGAGCGAUGAUAAUGAGAUGCCUCAAGAGGCUGAUGUGACUCAAGAAUCGAACCCGUCAAGUAUUGGCGCUAUAUUUAGGAAAAUUAAAACAAUUGCCAGAAUAUCGUCGAUAAGUAAAGCCCCGGACGCUAGUCCCUCUGGUAUCAGUUUAUUAAUGACUAAAAUGCGAUUUCUUGUGAAACUCUCGCCGCGCAGAAAGAAAACUGAAACGUCUGAAGAUGAAGACGAAACGGGCGCUGAAACAGAUGAAGACGAAACGGGCGCUGAAACAGAAACGGAUAGAGAUGUAAAGCACAAGAAAAGAGAGAAAUCCGUAAAAUCUGCAAAAUCUUCAAAAACGACAAAAUCUGCAAAAUCUGGUGACACCGAAGUCGGAUGCUUUACAAAACUUUACCAAACAGUGUGUCCCUGUAUUGCCAGGAAGAAAGAGCCGGAUCUCAUGGAGUAUGAGUCGGGAUCACAAGCUAUUGAUUAAAGCAAUCGAGGAUUUUAUGUGUAAAUAAUGUGUUAAACAAUUGAAACGAUGAUUAAAUUGAGAC
This is a messenger RNA of Oppiella nova, 1828 nucleotides long. Lineage: Eukaryota; Metazoa; Arthropoda; Arachnida; Sarcoptiformes; Oppiidae. The record is from the annotation of a GenBank genome assembly.